Molecule: messenger RNA, 540 nt
Organism: Gastrolobium bilobum
Lineage: Eukaryota; Viridiplantae; Streptophyta; Magnoliopsida; Fabales; Fabaceae
Product: serine/threonine-protein phosphatase 7 long form homolog
Exons: 2
Coding region: 1-540 (179 amino acids)
Biological process (GO): meristem maintenance; meristem development
Source: RefSeq, a predicted model, not a curated record
AUGGCAGCUGACGAUUCAUCUGCGAGACGUCUUCACCCUGGUCCUCGCAUCAAUACGGUAUUGCACAUGCAAUCUACACACCGAUCAGAGGUUGUCUGGAUGGAGGAACAGGAUUAUAAAUCUCUGAAUGUCAGAAGUGGACGACUGGCGGGGUUGGAUGUUAUUCCAGAGCCCAUUGUACCUUAUUUACGUCAUGCCGAUUUUCUUGGCGCUGCUCGGAUGGGCCGUAUGGAGAUUGACAGUGCAUUGGUCACAACUCUAGUCGAGCGAUGGAGACCAGAGACCCAUACAUUUCAUAUGCAUCCGGGAGAGGUGACGGUGACACUCGAGGAUGUUGCAAUAAUCACAGGUCUUCCUACAGACGGUGAACCUGUUACUGGCAUGUCUGAAACACGCGAGUUGAAAGCUUUGGUACCGCAACUACUUGGGAGGACCCCGAGUCCAGCUGAUUUUAAGGGUGGUAGUCUUAAGAUGUCAUGGUUGGAUGCAAAUUUUACAAAUGUUGAGGAAUGGAUGGAUGAUGAAGAGAAUCUUCUCUGA